Messenger RNA from Paracoccidioides lutzii Pb01, 921 nucleotides. RefSeq lists its product as hypothetical. The record is from RefSeq and is a predicted model, not a curated record. Bases 1 to 921 code for a protein of 306 amino acids. Gene Ontology annotation, cellular component: cytoplasm. The transcript is spliced from 2 exons. Gene Ontology annotation, molecular function: protein-lysine N-methyltransferase activity. Gene Ontology annotation, biological process: peptidyl-lysine monomethylation; peptidyl-lysine dimethylation.
AUGUCCUGGGAAUCAUUCUACGAUAACUCUCUAUCUCACCUCUCGUCGACACAGCGGAGACGGACCAAGCAUAAGGGUUGCAACACGGAGGAAGAUAUAGUUGGCGAGAGCAGUAAAGCGGAAACAGACAACUACGAUAGCAAUGGAGAUGGCGAUGAUGGCGGCAGCGACCACGACGACGAUGACCCCGGAACAUCUUGGUUUACAGAGCAUAACGCACCCGAAAAGGUCAUGAAAUUCCUCACGUCAGAAUGCUUUCCGCUCGCCCCUUGUAAUACGCAAUCGCAGCCAAUCAUUCUUGACCUGGGCACAGGUAAUGGAGGUAUGCUCGCCCUCCUGCGUGAUGAGGGUGGUUUUGAAGGGUCCCGCAUGGUCGGAGUCGAUUAUUCGCCGAAAAGUAUCGAGUUGGCCAGGAGAUUGCAUGAUGGCUCCACCACUACUGCGCAAAGUUCGGAUUUAUCCAGGAUUCGCUUCGAAGUAUGGGAUGUAUUCGAUAACAGGGCCGUGCAGACACUGGACUGGUUCCCGGCUGCUGAAGGCGGGUUUGAUAUCGUCCUAGACAAGGGGACGUUCGAUGCCAUUUCACUUUCCGCAGAGGAGAUUGCUGAUAUUCACACGGCAGGGAAUGUGGCAGCGGAGAAUUGCGAUAGUUCUAUGAAGGGUUCCCGCGUCUUACAGAGGAGGAUAUGUGAACGUUAUCCCGGCAUUGUGAGGGAAUUAGUCCGCAAGGAUGGGUUUUUGGUUAUUACGAGUUGCAAUUGGACGGAGGAGGAGUUGAUUAGGUGGUUUACAAGGGGAGAGGGAGAGGAUAGGUUGGUUGUAUGGGAUAGAGUUGCGUACCAGAAGUUUCGGUUUGGAGGAAAGGAGGGCCAAGGGGUGUGCACAGUUUGUUUUAAGAAGUUAAGUGGGAGUUCGAAAUGA